Messenger RNA from Setaria italica (foxtail millet), 1653 nucleotides. RefSeq names its product enoyl-[acyl-carrier-protein] reductase, mitochondrial. The transcript is spliced from 8 exons. Gene Ontology annotation, molecular function: trans-2-enoyl-CoA reductase (NADPH) activity. Lineage: Eukaryota; Viridiplantae; Streptophyta; Magnoliopsida; Poales; Poaceae. The coding region runs from base 290 to 1390 and encodes 366 amino acids. The record is from RefSeq and is a predicted model, not a curated record. Gene Ontology annotation, biological process: fatty acid metabolic process. Gene Ontology annotation, cellular component: mitochondrion.
CGGUAGGUUUAUCUAUUUGCAAAAAUAUUUGUAGAAAAGAUGAAUAAUCAAAUAAAUGAAAAAAAUCAAUGGCAUUUUAAGAAUGAAUUAUUUGACCACGAUGAAGUAUAGGCCGGCACUUUUAUAUGGAACCAACUACCCACCCACCUACCAUCUUGGGCUGGAAUGCUGGAUUGGGCUGGGCUUUAAAAGGAAGAAGAGGAAGGAAGGAAGAAGAAGAGGGAGGAAGGAAGAAGAAGAAGAGUAGAGUAGAGAAGCCAAGCCAAGCCAAGGGUACCGAACCGACGACAUGGCGCCGCCGUCCCGGUUGCUUCCGGCGACCUUGCAGAUUCUCCGCCGCCGCUGCGCCUCCCGCUUCUCCACCGCCUCCUCCAUUGUCUCCCCGCCGUCCAAGGCCGUUCUCUACGACGAGCACGGCGCCCCCGACCAGGUGCUCCGGGUGGCGGACGUGCCGCCCGUCCACCUCGGCGACCGCGACGUCUGCGUCCGGAUGCUGGCCGCCCCCAUCAACCCCUCCGACAUCAACCGCAUCGAGGGCGUCUACCCCAUCAGGCCGCCGCUCCCAGGCGCCGUCGGGGGUUGCGAGGGGGUGGGGCAGGUCCACGCCCUCGGCCCCGCCGUCACCGCCCCGCUCUCCCCAGGCGAUUGGGUCAUUCCAUCCCCGUCCUCAUUCGGGACAUGGCAGACGUACAUCGUCAAGAACGAGAGCAUGUGGCACAAGGUCCGCAGCGACGUGCCCAUGGAAUACGCGGCCACCGUCACCGUCAACCCCUUGACCGCGCUCAGGAUGCUCCGAGACUUUGUGCAACUCAAUCCUGGUGAUGCCAUUGUCCAGAAUGGCGCUACCAGCAUUGUCGGCCAGUGCGUGAUUCAGCUCGCCAAGGUACAUGGAAUUCACACCAUCAACAUUAUAAGGGACAGGCCUGGCUCAGAGGAAGCAAAAGGUAAGCUCAAACAACUUGGCGCAGAUGAGGUGUUCACGGAAUCUCAGCUAGACAUGAAGAAUCUCAAGAGCCUGCUGGGUGCUUUGCCGGAACCUGCAUUAGGAUUUAACUGUGUCGGAGGAAAUGCUGCUUCUCUGGUACUCAAGUUUUUGAGGCAAGGAGGCACCAUGGUGACAUAUGGCGGAAUGUCCAAGCGACCUGUCACUGCUCCUACAUCAUAUUUCAUUUUUAAGGAUAUUUCCAUGCGAGGGUUCUGGCUACAGAAGUGGAUGAACUCAGAUAAGGCGGAGGAUUGCAGAACGAUGAUCGACUACCUCUUGGGCCUGGUGCACGAAGGCAAACUCAAAUACGAGAUGGAGUCGAUUCCAUUCAGUGAGUUCAGCUUGGCUCUGGAGAAGGCCCUGGGCAAACAUGGAAGCCAGCCAAAGCAAGUUGUGAGGUUCUGAGAUGAAAGAUGAGUGUUGUCAAGUGUUUUAGGCAGAGCGACUUGGAGUUGUAUGUACUCUGGACACAGCAGCUUAGCUAGAUUUCUGUGCGAUCGAGUUCAUCUUGCAAUGAAAUACCAGUUGUACACCCAGGUUGAUGUCACAAUCUAACCGGACGAGUUUGUUUUAUUUUUCUUUCCUUUUCAUUUUCUUGUAUCUUUCCAGUCUGGAACGUAUCUUUUUUAAUAUAAUCGGCAGGAGAGAACUUAUCUUUUUUAAUAUAA